GAAGAGUUAUUCGACACUCCACCAAGCAGCUUGAUCGUUGAUGUGUCUGGUUUCUCUCCAGAAGCAGACUCUUUGCCUUCGACGAUAGAUCCGACUACUGAUUCAUGUUCAUCGUUCUUGUCGAGUGAUUUCUCUGAUGAUGAGUUUUCUGGAGAAGAGUGUCGAGUGCCACCGCUUGUUCGAAGGUUUUCAAAUAGUUUGAAAGUGAACGGUCAGCUUAAUGAACUUGGAUCAGCUGCAGAGAAAUGCUCUUCUGCUACGAGUCUGCCCCCACAAUACGAGGAAAUCGACGAGUUCUCUGAAUAG
Molecule: messenger RNA, 306 nt
Organism: Ostertagia ostertagi
Lineage: Eukaryota; Metazoa; Nematoda; Chromadorea; Rhabditida; Trichostrongylidae
Source: the annotation of a GenBank genome assembly